Porites lobata is the source of this 32528-nucleotide messenger RNA. The record is from the annotation of a GenBank genome assembly. NCBI's taxonomy places the organism in Eukaryota, Metazoa, Cnidaria, Anthozoa, Scleractinia, Poritidae.
AUUUGAACGAGGAACAACCAUCGUCAUUUUAACUCCCAGAAUUUCGACAAUUUCACAGAGGGGAAGUGAUCUUUGAACUUCAGCAAGAUAAAAUAAUAACCCCUAUUGAUUACUCAAGAUUUGUGCACCUCUUGAAAAGCAGAAAUUUGAAACCUUAUACGGUUCACGUGAGUUUUAGUGGUGGCCGAAUCUACACGCUGCUUUUUCUACCGCGAUUCGAAUGGCAAUAACUUCGAGCUUGAACACACGUUUUGUCGCCUGCUACAUUUGAGCUGAUAAAAAAGAAUUUAUGUCCAGUCAAAACUUUUCAAAGUGAGAUAUUUUUUGCUACGAAAUUUAUUGAGGAUGCAUGGGAAGACGGCACGAUUUUUACGGUAUAAUUUGGCAACUGGAUGAGUGAUGGAGACGAACUACGAUGGAAGCGAGGAAGAACAGAUAUUUUAUGAUACAGUUAGGGAAUAUGUGGUAAGCAAUGAACAGGCUUUUAUCAUAUUUUUAAUUCUUUGCUGUACAAAUUGAGCUCAAACGCCAAAGGUCAGUAAAAGGGUAAUCGUUUGGUGAUGAAAAUAUGCAUUGCUAAUUAAUUUUUUUAUGGCAUGUUUUUCACCAACUUAGCUUAUUUGUACGUUUGAGCUUAUAGAGGGUAAACUAACGUAGAUCGGAGUUAAUUAAGCUUAUUAGUUCUUACUUUAAAUCACUUUAAAUCAGUGAUUGUAAUAAUAACACAUUUACACAUAAUUAAUUACGCAACUGUCCUUGGUGUGCACUGUUGCACAGCAAGAUAAUCUAAAAUGUAAACAAGUUGAUUUGAUUGAUGCCUGCAUAUGUUACCUCAGCCUUGACAAAACCCUAUGUCAAUAGGGUUUUGUUGUAGUAUAUUAUUUUGUUGUUGGUAUAGAUUGUUUUCGUAUAAAUUACCCGUAAACUACCACAGAUGCUUUUGGGGAGUUUGUUAAGCACAAACAAGGUUUUACAAUCCUGGUUCCAGAGGUCCAUUCUCAAAAUACCUAUUUUGAAGUAAACUGUGCUUAUGGUUUGAUAAGGCUCCCGAGAUGGACCUCUGGUCACACAAGCAAGCAACCUCAUUUCCAUGCAAGAAAUCAGUUCAGAAUCUGAACUGGGUCACCGAUUGGAUACUCCCACAUCCGCAGGGAAUUAAACAAAGGGGGGGUACUGCCAUAUAUGGACUCUAUAGGUAUGUGCCGCUGUGAAGGGUAUGGUUUUCAAGCAGUUUACUCUAGGAUAGUGUAUAUAAAUCAGAGCGUUUGGGUCUAGAAUAGGGUAUCAUUUUUCAGGAAACCGAUCAGGUGGUUGAAGAUUUUAUCUAGACUAGGGAAACAGCUACUCUAGGAUAGGGGGGAUUUGGGGCGUUUACUCUAGUAUAGGGUAGCAAAAUUCAGCUGAACUAGCUCUAGUAUAGGUUAAGGGUUCUAGGGCCCCAGCGGCACAUCCCCACCCAGAAAUUCCUAAAGUACCCACCCCCCCCCCCCCGGGAAUUAAUGCUGUAACAGUGAACUUGAUUGGCUGCAUUGAAGAACUUCACUUCAUGAGAUUAAAAACUGGUUGCAAUGUUCAUAACAAACAGAAUAAUCCAGGGUUGUAAUUCAGAGAUCUUGGCUUUCAUGUUUCCUUUUGGAGGUGUGGCUAAGCAAUCUCUAGCUAAACUUCAAAGUAAUAAGUGAACAUCCGACAACUAAAUCAAUGUUUCUCAAGGAAGAAGCUUUGUUUGAAUUUUUCCUACCAAAGGAGGUACUGCGAAUGAAUAUGAUGAUUUCCUGCUAUGCUUGGUCUCGCUGGGCUCAGUUCUGCAGUGUUGUUUACAUGAAGUUGAAUUCUCAAAGAUAGUACCCUGGGUGCAAAAGAUUUUUUCUUUUUUUCCUAAUUCCUGAUGGUUUGCGGUGUGUUUUAUUUGCUAAGAAAAUGCAGCACAAUGAUGUUUUGUUUGCCAUAGCACAUGUUUUUUUUUUUUUUUUCGUGCACAUGAAGUAAAAUUGAAAACGAAAACAGUAUGUUGACUUAUUUUUCGCGUAUGACAGAAUGACAGAUGGAAGUAAGGCAUUUAAAAUACAUAUGUUAUAGAGUCCACAAUUCACACAUGGUCUGAAGUAGUAUUUUAAAACCAUUUUCAGUUGUCUGCGCAGAUCAUUCCGUGGCAUGAGUUCUAAAUGUUUCUUGACUGGGAAACCGAAAAAACACGGCUGACAUGAUACAUGUAUUUUAUACUGACCAGGGAGAUAGGCUGAUAUUUUGUACAUUAAGUAAAGAUGAACUGGGUUUGUGCUAGGUGGAGUUAUCGGUUAGAGGGACAAUCCCAUGAUGAAUGUAGGGUGGCAGGUAUUCAGUCUCUUCAAUCAAGUAGCCGAUGAACGGCUAAAAUCCGUUUCUCCUUGUGGAAAAUGUCUUAGUCCUCUUUUUUUCCCACAAGUGGACUAAUUAAAUUAGUAGGAUCUUAUGUAAAUAUCGCUGAGUUUAUCGACAUUAUUUGUUGCUGCUUUGAGUGUAAAACAAUCCACCAUGGUGUUUGGGAAAUUCUUUGCCUUUUUUUAGCCACCAAAAACAAAAGCUACUGCAUCUACAAGUGUUUGAAAGGAUAGAAAAGAUCAUAUAUCAUACACAUAAGGGAAAAUUUUCUUUUUGAACAAAUUCAAUAAUUCUGUUUGAAAUGCUUCACCAUGGUGAACCAAUCGUUCUUAAAGUCUACCCUUGUAGAAUCAGACACUAUGUAGAAUCUAUGCAAAUGCUAUGUCACAAAGCUAUGUAAAACCUAUGUUAAUCAGUCAUACAUUGCUUUAACCAGAUCCUAUGUUGUUUCUAUACCAGGACUAUGUUUUUUGUAUCGAAAAUGCUAUGUUUUCGCUAGUCAAACGGAACCUACUUAAAAGCUAUGCAGUUUUUAAAGGUAGGAAUAAAGGAAGAAAUGACAUAGUUUCCACAUAGCCUAUACAUACAGUUUACUUAGCUUGUGGAAAGAGAUUUUAGACUUCAUAGUCAACCUCAUAGAAAAAUCAUAGAAAAUAAAUAGCCUUCACAUAGGACUGAAAUAGAGUUUACAUAGUAAAAUGUAAUAGGGAACAGUUGACUAAAUAGCUUUUGAAUAGGGUUUGCUUAGAAUUUAGAUAGCCUAGAAAUAGUAAAAACAUAUGAAAAACAUAACCUUUUUAAAGGUGACAUAUACUUUGCAUAGCAUUAAAAUAGGGAAAACACAGAACAAAUAGUCUUUGCAUAGGUUUGAAAUAGGAUUUUAAUAGUAUUUGAAUAGGUAAAACAUAUCACAUACACAGGCUUUAACUAGAGUUCAAACAGAAAUUACAUAGAAUUGACAUAGUCUCUUAUGUAUGUAGGUUUCGAUCUGGAUGUUACUAAAACGGGGAACGGGGAGCGGGGAGCGGGGAACGGGGAACGGAAGUCUGGGAACGAGUUGUCAGCGGAAACCUCCAUAAAAAUCCAAUAUGGCCGAUGAUCGAUGAUAGAGAACCGUCGAAACAAACUUAACCGAUAACGGCGUUACUUUACUUGAACUAUAUGCUCAUGAGGUGCUUGAAAUAAUACGGAGGUAAUAACUUCAUGACGUUUUUCACCUUUUUGCGUUUUACUAAACAAUUAUCCGUAGGAAACAAAAUGUGCUCCAACAGCAGUUGAAAGAAGCCAAUCGGGACAAAAACUCUCAAAGCACAUGUACAGCCAUAUUUGGAACUCAAGCGAAUCUAUACUGAGUCUAGCCCACAAUAGACUGCAAAACAGUCCGUAUUUUUGCGUAUUCAAGUACGCGCGAGCAGUCAAACAAAAGGUCUGGAAUGAGGCUGAAAACAGAGAGCGAGACUGGGGAGAGACGCUAAAAAUACGGGCUGUCCGUUUUGCAUACGUUAUAUUCGUUCGAAUUACCCGCUUCUCCCAGCCACGGGCAAUUCCCAUUGGCUAAAUUUCCAUGCAAGCUGUCACCAAGCUGUCAAGUAAUGUUUUCAACAAGUCAUUCACGUUGUUCCAUACCGUGAUGAAUUGCUAAAGCUUUCUCUAUAAAAUGACAGAUGUUGAUCGCCUGGAUUUGCUCGCAAGAAUUGGGAUUUGUUUUAAAAUCGGAGCAGAGGGAAGCUUUGGAGUUGCUACUUAAGGGAAAGGAUGUUUUCUGUGUUCUACCAACAGGAUUUGACAAAAGCCUUAUUUAUCGGAUGUUUGUUCAUGCAAAGGGUUCUUCAAGUUCCGUGCAACCGCCGACCGUCAUUGUUAUCUCGCCUGGCUAGGUAGGAAACACACGACUUUUACCUCAUGGAAACAUGCCGCUUGUUCCAAUGAAUUAUUUUCUCUGUCGAGUAGAUUAUGCUUUGGAGAAAAACGUUUUGACUGAGCAAAUGUGAAUUUUGGUCGCUUAUUAAAUAUAUUUCAUACUGAGAGGUCGUGACACGCGUAUUGAUUUUCUCUGGUAGGCAUGAUUUGCCCUCUGACGCAAGAGCAUUUUCUUUCUUGGCCCCUUUAGAAAUGUAAAGCUCUUCAUUGCGGCUGAUUAAGGGUUUUAGGUUGUUUUAUUUCUUCAAAGUGCCUCCUGGAUUUGAAUAAUUUUAAGCGAUUUUCUUUGUGUCCGUGAAUGUGACUUUUUCCUGCAAUGUUUUGUCACGCUGGGCCUAGCUCGUUAGCGUUUUUGGCAGGAUUUUAAAUUCUCACAGAUAGUAAUUUACAGAGCUAAAUCACCAAGACCUGGUUUGGAAUGAGGGGAUUUACUCAUUCUUUUCAAUCGCAAUAAUUGUUCAUUGUCAGUUGGCGUGUUCAGUUCUUCUCUAAUUUGCGAAAGCAUCGCCGUGCAGUUUCCCGGGGCAGUUUCUAACCGUUGUUCCGCACGGAGAGCAAACUGCUGUUGUGGAGAAAGAUUCUCCUUCCUCGAGGACAACGAAAAGUUCGUUUUUCAGUAGGUCGGCCCACUUUGGUAACGUUUCCCCUUUUCUGGUAGGCGCAACAAACGCAUUUUCCGAGCUUAUCCAUCCAUUCGUAAAAUUGCCGAACUGUGUUUUGAAACAACAGCCGCAUUCUACAAUUUGUCCAAAGCCCUCGGCUCUUUCGCCUUUCUCCCUCUUCGAGGAGCAGGCACAGGCUUUGUUGUCGUACUGCCACUUUCGCUCAUUUUUGAUCCUCCACUAUAUAUACUACAUUUCAAUAUAUACACUACAUUUCACAGGGAAGCAACGCUAUUAAAAUACUGGAUUACAGCGUCAAUAAUAACACGCGAGUCUAUCAAAUUCACAAAGAGGGCGGAGUUGCGAACAGAUUUUUGAUAGCUCGACGACAUUUUUGAACCCCCUGGUCGGAACGAACUCAUUGUAUGGAAAACGGACAGUCGGUUUUUUUUCUCUCGCCUCACACACCCUACGGGCGUGUGAGGCUCGCGCGCUUCGCGCGCGUAAGACUCUUACGCCACGCUUUACCGAUUUCUUUACUGAUUUUGAGAAAAAAACCGACUGUUUUGCAGUCUAAGCCCACAAAGCAAUUAACUACUUUUCCAUGAUAGAUAACAUACAUCGAAGUAGUCAAGUAGCUUGUGUGCAAACUUCUUCUAUUUCCUUUGAUAGAGAUGACUGCUUUGAAAAAUGUUAUUGACCACGUCAUCACAUAAUUAGUAAGACUACUUUAACAAGGUGGUUCUGCUUUUAAUAUUAUUAGAUCUACUACACUGCAAGCAUUCAUGAUAUUGAAGUGUUUCACUGAUCCAUGAAAAUAAAAUAAUAUCAUUUUAUUAUUUUGUGAAACAAUUUGUUUCAGGUCAGUUUGCCCAGUAUAGACCAGUAUAAUGACCCUAAUGGAACCUAAUUCACUCAUUUUCCUCACCCUAAUCAGUAACUGCUUCAAAGUCGUACAGUGGCCAUUUGUCUUUCUGCGAAAUACCCCUGACGACCCUAGUUUUCCUGAAUCAAAACCAUUGGAUGGCAUUGAAUGCAACAUUCUCCCUCACUGCAGAUCCUCAAUUAACCCCCCGCCCCCCUAAGAAUGAGAUCCCAAACCCCUCCCUUUUGAAGAAAAUUGUCGUAAAAUAAUCAAAGUACCUCUUCAUGGGCACGAAACCUUUGGUGCAAUUUAUACCAUACAAUAUCGCUGUAUCAAGUACUGUUCUCGGUGCAGGAGGAGGGGGUACUAUAAUGACCUAAACAGAGCCUGAAGCCUUUUUCAGGCUUCAGGUACAUGAAAGGGAAGGGGUUUUUAUAGUUGAAGUAUAUGAAAGGGACCAAAAUGAGAUCAGUCACAGAUGCAUUUUAUGGAUGUGAGAGACAAGAAAACCUGUUUUUGUAAAGAUGGUGUAUUUACAGCAGUUAAAAAGGGAUGCAGCGUUCAAAAUUAGGUAUGUGAAAGGGGUACCAUUUGUCACUAGAGGGUAUACAAAAGGGGUACCUUUUCUGUCUAAAAUGGUACAUAUAAAGGGUAAAGGGUUGGUCCCUGGGGCAGAGCCUCUUUGGUGAGUACUCCCCCCCCCUCCCUCUGGGUUACUGUUACUCUAGUCUGAUUCUUCUCUUUAAUUUCUUUGAUACUGUGCUUCAUUAAAUGAAUUAAAAUUCAUUUAAAAGCUUCUUGCCCCUUUUUUGAAACCCCGAUAUGUUAAAAGAAAUUAUGUCCCCUGGAGGGGAAAUAAAAUCAGGGAAAAUGGGUAGCAAGAUCUAUUGUGUUAUUUUACAUGCAUUGAGUAAGCGUAAUGUGGAAACUAUACACAUACAGUUGUUGCUGCGUGUUUACUGAAGAACAUAUCGGCACUCCAAUCUUUUGCCUCCCAUCACUUGUGUGAGACCUUAGACUCUUUAUUUCCAAAACUACAGACAGCUUGCUUGAAGGCUUAUCAACCACCUUCUAAUAAGCUGCCAGCCUCUGCAACAUUGAUGAUGUGAUGCUUGAUGGUAGGUGUACUGCAAUAUUACUGAAUCAAGCUAAUAAAGCGGCUUGACAAUAUUAACUGGUUUAAGUCACUGACACAUUCAGUUUUACACUGAGCUUGAAAUAUUUUUCUCCACAGUAAAAAUAAUGUUCAUUAAAGAGAAGCAGAGCUCCCCUCUGCAAAAACAUUAAAGGAGUGCCCCUAGAAAAAAAAUAAGCAUCCAGAGGGCUAAACAGAGGAAGUAUACUUACCAUGCAUAUUUUAACAGCUAGCCUUUAGAAAGUACCUUCCAACCAAAGACUUCAAAGUACUUCCCCCACGUAUACUUGCAACACUUAAUAUUGCAGCUCAGUUGUGGUUCACUUUUAUCCUAAGUUUGAAUUUUAUUCUCUUUGUUUUGAACUCAUAAUCAUAAAAUUCAUAUUACCGUACCCCCAAACAAAGGGAAGCAAAAUUUAAACCUAGGUUAUAAUUAAAUAAAACCACAACAUAGCCAUUUGCUUUGAAACAACUGAUAUCUUUAAGACCAAGGUAUGAUUGAUGUUCCUGGCACAUUCCCCGUUAAUAUGUUUAAAGUUGCCUUUUAUUGAUGUAUUAAAUAACCUGAUCCAUCUUAUCUUUUCAAAUAAUACAAUUGCACUUACUUCUCAUCAUAGGUUUGUAAAUAUAAUAUUAUUAGACUUACAGUUUUAUCUCAUCGCCAACAUGUUUUAAUUUGGGCUUGAAAAAACGCUACAGCUAAGAAGGAGCUCCACUGCUACACUAUUACUGUCGAGGAAAUACACCUGGCUGCUUCGAUCUACGUUAUCUUUCAGCAUGUAUUUAAGCCAAAACCCUACGAAAAGCGUCAAGGAAAAGUAGUUCAUUGCUUUGUGAGUUAGACCCAGUAUAGAUUCGCUUGAGUUCCAAAUAUGGCUGUGCUUUGAGAGUUUUUGUCCCGACUGUAGCUUCGUUCAACUGCUGUUGGAGCAUAUUUUGUUGUUUAGUAAAACGCAAAAAGGUGAAAAAUGUCAUGACAUUAUUACCUCCGUAUUAUUUCAAGCACCUCAUGAGCAUAUAGUUCAUUAGUAAAAUAGCGACCUUAAGUGUUGUUUCGACGCUUCUCUAUCAUCGAUCUUACCGGGUCCUUGAUGCUUACCGGCCAUUUUGGAUUUUUAUGGAGGUUUCCGCUGACAACUCGUUCCCAGACUUCCGUUCCCCGUUCCCCGCUCCCCGCUCCCCGUUCCCCGUUUUAGUAACAUCCGUUUCGAUCUGCUUAAGCAAAUGUAGUGUUUAAAAUACGUUCGUAAAAAUCGCCAAAAUAGUAAAAAUAGUAUAAACAUAUGAAUUAGAAUACCUUUUACAUUGGUAAGAAAUAAGUUUUGAAACGAAAAAUUGAAAACUAUGACAAUAUUAUACCACGAACACUAUAAAUAGUAACACAAAUGCAGUAUUUUCAUGGAGGUUUCAGAAUCGAAACCCCAAGUUAAAGUUUGCUUAAUUUGCUUAUCGUGUAGACUUUUCGUGUAGACUCUUCAGUGCCAUACAGUUUCCUUUUGACUGCAGCGAAUAAGUAUCUGCAAACAGAAAAGUGGAGAUUUUAAGGCAAAUGAACAUAAAAACAACCUGACGUUUUAGAAUUCAAACGAAGGAGUAUCAAAGCGUGAUCGAAGGUGACCGAUGCUUGUUCAGAUACGCGAAAAGGGGAGACAACACAGGCAAAUCGAAACUUAAUUCAGAAAAACAUCACUUACCAACAUUAGGAAUACUUGUUGUUGAAUCUGGCAGGAAAAAGACUGGAAAUUAAAGUAAAAAGCAGCGUCUUCUUGUAAAAACGCACGCUUACAGCUCGUCUUCUUUGACUUGAAAGCGCCCGCGUGGAAACAGACAAUUUUCACACCUUUUCAUUGGUUGAAAAGGCCCACGUGACGAUAAAACGCAAAAUACGCAUGUGUUGAACUCACGGGCUUCCCUGGGAACUAGCGGAAACAAAAUGGCUGACAAACACCACCGAGGACUUUUCCGAGGACUGCAGCUAGCGUUUCGCAGUUUUGACCAUGCAGUUAUAUUCGGGAGACGUCCAAAAUCAAGACGAAAGAUCGAGCCCAAUGUAAAAGAAGAAAAUGAUGCAUGGAAGUAUCAUUUCAAGGAAAGUUAAGACAGGGAUGAUGGAUGUAGCGAUUCAAUGCUUAACCAAAAUCUUCUCACUAAGAAACUAUCUGCAAACACAAAAAAAUUAUAGUACAUGAUUUUUCAGUGUUUUAGUUUAAAACACUGCUUUUUACUUUGUAAGUAUGCUUAGCCUUCUGUAAGCGCUACCAUCAACAUGCCUAGUCACUUAAAAGCUAUGUUGGAAUAUCACAUAGGAAACGCAUAGACUACAUAUAUUUUUCAUAUGAGUGACAUAGGAAAAAAUAUGUUUAUGUAAAAGCUAUGUAGCCUUUAUCUCAUGAUAAAGCUAAAUGAAAAUGUCACAUAGUGAAUACAUAGGCUGCAAAUAUGUUUCAUCACAUAGCAUAGAAUAUACAUAGCACUAUGUAAAAGCUAAGAAACCUGUUGGAAAUAAAAGUGAAGAUCGAGAUGGUAUGUAAAAGCUAUUUUACUUUAAUGCAUAGUGAAUACAUAGGAUGCUAAUCGGAAGGAAAAGCAGAACUUUCUUUUGCAUAGUAAAUACAUAGCUAUGUCAAGACUAUGAAAAGAUUUUGAAUAGUAUUUGCAUAGGUAUUCAAAAGCUAUGUGCUUUUCAAAUAGCCUAAACAUAGUUUCAACAUAGAUUUUGCAUACUUUGGACUAUGUUGUUUGGUGUGUUACAUAGUUAAUACAUAGGCAGUAAUGAAUAUAACAUAGCUGAAACAUAGUCAUACAUAGUAAACAAAUAGCAUGAGCAUAGGUUUUGCAUAUGUCUGGUUCUACAAGGGUAUGGUACUACAAUUAUUGUAGGACACAGUUGUGAAUCAUUGAGAUUUUGCGCUAAAAAGAUAGAUAGCUCGUUAAAACAAAUGAUCUUGUUUAAUAAUGUAUUUCUCUACAUAGUUGGCUCAUUUUUGUAUAUAGGACCGUUAAGAUCAUAAAAAAAGAAGAAAGUGGUUCCAUUUUCACUGACACCUCUGUGUAGUUAUUUGAGAUAAGGACCAAUUUGCGAUAUUCUCUACCAUUCUCUCCCAGGAGCUUGCAGAAAAAAACAUGUCACCGUAAAUACCAAAUCAGUUUCACUUGAUAAAAUGGCUCUAAAAAAUUUGUCUCCAUUGCCAUAUGUUUGAGCAAUUUUUCCUCCCCUUCGGUCUUGAAAUAUGCACCCCUUGUCCAAUCCCAAUGUACUCAUAGGCAGCGCCUUUUCACUGAAGUGGUUUUAGAGAAAUGUACCUUUAAAUCGUCCAUACUCAAAAGUAUGCAUAGCUGCUUUAUAAUUAUUAGUCCGACUUAACAUCUAGAACAGUGAAAACAAGAAUGCUCGUCACAUUGUUAACACUGAAGGCGGCAACGGUUACCCUUCAUACAUUUUGUUAGCUGUCCAAUCCCUACUGAGGCAAAGACAAUCCUUGUCAAAAAUCGUUGAAACAGAAGCCUUUUGUCUUAAAUUUUCUACAGAUUUCUUACAUUCACUGUUCACGCCUUUAUUCUCACUCAAAUGUGCCCCUCUCCUUCCCCAAUGUUGAGCCACACUUAUUUUGGAGCACUGAGAUGACUGCAAUACCUAAAUCAACUUCAGGGAAGGGGAAAAUCACACAAUAAUAAUUAUUGUGACGAGUAUUGUAGCUAACAUGUAGUUCACGGAAAGUGGGUCAGGCCAGUUAGCCCGGCUCACUGGGCUGGCGUACGCGACAUAAACAGGUCAUUGGAGAUGUAGUCACAUCUUCUCUCAGGUGUUCAGAGAUGGGGGAGGAAGUAACACAAAAUUGCUUCUUUAUAGUUACAUGUACCUUGUUUAAUUACUUACUCUCACAUUUUUUGGUAAAAUAUUGAUGGUGUCCUUUUUUCAUUUUUAGAUUUUCCUCCUUGUGUUUAUUAUUUUGUAUGGUAUUUCACAUGUCAUUAUCAGUACCUACAAGAGAAAGAGAGAUGAACUUGAUUCAGGUAGGAAAGAAUAAGGAAUAGCCUAUAAUUUCCUGAAAAUUUUGGUACAUUUUUUAAUCAUUCAAACCUUAAAUUUUGUUAUUUUUUAUGUCUUUGCCUUCACUAGAUGAGGAAGAUGCCUUUGUGUAUAGGAUAUCGUAAGUAUAACUAGUCUGGUAGCUAAAAGUUGAAUAUAAGGGUACUUGUUGAAGUUGUUAUUGAUAGCAAUUGCCUUGUAUAUGUUACGGACUCUAUUCCAUGUAUGAAUUAUAAAGGUAUGGAAAAAUGACCGAGUAGUGCAAAGUUUCACACUAAACAAAAUAAAAGUAGGUGUCAUUUUAAUGGUCUGAAUUACAUGUAUAAAUAGAGGAACAUGGUUAAGCCUGUUGCUCGAGCUUUGUAAAUAAUUUGCUUGGCUACACUGCAAUGCAUUAUUAUCUGCUAGACUAAUCUACAAACUGUAAGCCCUUCAAUAGCCAGUGAGAAGACAUGUAGUGUCAAUUACAAUGGGGCCAGCAGUUUCUGCUAGUGUACACCCCUAAUUUCCCCAUAUUUUUUUUGCACUGCAUAUAUUCAGGGCUCCGAAAAGGCUUGAAUUGAUCCAGCUUAUCCUCUGGGCAAGCAGCUCAUGUCUUUGUUAACCCUUUGGGUCCCAAGGGUGACCAUCAUCAAUUUUCUCCUAACAACAUCAGAAGAUCAUCAAAAGUAAAGGUUAUGAGAAUUACUAAAUUGAUUACCAAAGGGAGAAUGCUUUGAUCUUAAACUGAGUUCAGUCAACUGUUCCAAAAAGAAAUGUGUGGAGAUCAGUUUGGAGAAUUUGUUUGUGGAUCUUGGGGCUUAAAGGGGUAAUUAUUUUAUUAGAGAGUUCCUUGCCUGGACUCAAGGAGAAGUAUGACAUAGGUAAUUAUGGUGGCAAAAUUUCUGGAUCACAUCAAUAGGGAACUUAAGCUAUGAUGCUGGUGAUGACAAAGAGAACUGGAAAAAAGAAAUAGGUUUAUAUCGGCAAAACAACAACUGUGCACUCAUGCAUCACGCUUUUUGUACAUUUCUUAGCCAUCGUUGCGUGACUGCAACGAGAAACUUCCUAAUUUCACGCACUCGCUUUAUGAAGUAGGUGAGUACAAUGCCAAAAUUUUCCUUCUUUCUCUUCUUUUUCUAAACUUAGACACACUCCUUUUGGAUUUAACUCCAGAAAAUUUUGCCAACAUUUGACAUAUUAAAUGAAUUUAAUUAAGAUCGAUGAAGUUUGAAACAGUGCAAAUUCACUCUAUAAGUGAUGUUUUCAGUUUGUUGUCAUCCAGAAAUUUUGCCACCAUGGCAAAAUGACAUUUACAACUUCCCCUCUCUAUAUACUUGUACGGUACUACUGGACAGGACUUUUUUUGAGCCCUGAUACAUGUAUUUUUAAAAUUUUAUGUUGUGUUACAUUUUAGGUUUUGGUUGUGUAAUUUCACCCUCACAGUGUCCUUGGGCGCGGUACUUCUCCUUCCAAUGUCUAUUUUUAGCAAUGAGAUCAUGAUUAUGUAUCCCAACAGUUACUAUAUCAAGUGGCUCAAUGGUUCUCUUAUUCAUGGUGAGUAAAGUUACAGGAUUAUGUUCCAUAAAGGAGAAUGAUUUACUUGAAAAUGUAAUUAGCAGCAGUAGACCCAAUUCACAAUACCCGCCACCUUUGCAUGAAACUUGAGCCGAAAAACCUUAUACUCUCACAGGCUAAGUACUGAUGGGAUAGAAACAAUGUGAUGUGGUUUCUCAUUGGCUAACAAGAGAUAAAUGUUGCUAAUGUGAAAAAAAUUGCAGUCAACUUUUUGGUAUUCUAGACAACAGAAAGUGGAAAACUUUUCAUCAUAAAUAUGAUAAUGGCAAAUUAUGGAUGGAAGUGAUUACUUCUUCAUUUAAUGCAGCAGUGACCAUAGUAGCCUGUGUACAGCUACCCUCUCCCCUCAGAAAAAAAAAGAGAAGGGGUGUCUGUAAUUGACUUUUACAGAUAGUGUAUCGGAAUAAUUACACAUAAAUUAAAAAUAGUUUUCACUGACCAAAAUUCGCUCCUGGCAAAGUAAAAAUGAGUUUAAAACCUUAUUUUAUCAAGUAUGAGACUUUUAAGAUGAAUUUUUCAUUCUACUGUAAUUUAAUAAGACAAUUUUCAACUGUUCCUUUAUCUUUUCUAAAACUAAAAAUGUUCUAGUCCCAUAGACAAGUCAUGUCAAAAGUUUACAUAUCUGAACUAAAUUUCUACCUUUCGCGGACAAUCGGACAUACUACGUUUUGCCACACCCAGAUAAAUUAAAAAUGGUUUCAGCUAACAUACAUGUAGUUUUCUAUCAGAUCUACCACUAACAGCCAAUCAGAUCUCUUUCCAUACAUUCCGAGAAAAAUCACGUGGUCUUCAUACAUAGGGGAAGACAUAUCACAUAUCCCAAGUGGGGAAACACAAAUCACUAGUUAUAUGUGUUUUUCAGGUGGGGGAACACAUAACACUAGGGAUAUGUGUUUCCCAGGUGGGGGAACACAUAACACUAGGGAUAUGUGUUUUCCAGGUGGGGGAACACAAAUCACUCGAGAUAUGUGUUUCCCAGGUAGUGGAACUCAAAUCACUAGUUAUAUGUGUUUUUCAGAUGGCGGAACACAUAACACUAGGGAUAUGUGUUUUGGAGGUAGGGGAACUCAAGUUACUAGGGAUAUGUGUUUCCAAGGUGGGGGAACACACAACACUAGGGAUAUGUGUUUCCCAGGUGGGGGAACACAUACCACUAGGGAUAUGUGCUUCUUAGGUGGGAGAACACAUAACACUAGGGAUAUGUGUUUUCCUAGUGGGGGAACAUAUGACACUAGGAAAAUGUUUUUCCCAGGUGGGGGAACAUAUAACACUAGGGAUAUGUGUUUCUUAGGUAGGGGAACUCAAACUAGUAGGGUUAUAUGUUUCCCAGGUAGGGGAACACAUAACACUAGGGAGAUAUGGUUCCCUGGUGGGGGAACACAUAACAGUAGGAAUAUGUGUUUCCCAGGUAGGGGAAGUCAAAUCACUAGGGGUAUGUGUUUCCCAGGUGGGGGAACACAUAACACUAGGGAUAUGUGUUUUUUAGCUGGGCGAACACAUAGCACUAGGGAUAUGUGUUUCCAAGGUGGGGGAACCCAAAUCACUAAGGAUAACUUUUUUCCAGGUGGGGAAACACAUAACACUAGGGAUAUGUGUUUCCCAUGUGGCAGAACACAUAACACUAGGGAUAUGUGUUUCCCAGGUGGGGAACACAUAACACUAGGGAUAUGUGUUUCCCAGGUAGGGGAACACAUAACACUAGGGAUAUGUGUUUUGCAUGUGGGGGAACACAUAACACUAGGAAUAUGUGUUUCCCAUGUGGGGAAACACGAAACACUACGGAUAUCUGUUUCCCAGGUGGGGGAACACAUAACACUAGGAAUAUGUGUUUCCCAGGUGGGGGAACACACAACUCUAGGGAUAGGUGUUUCCCAGGUGGGGGACCAGAAAACACUAGGAAUAUGUGUUUCUAAAGUGCGGGAACACAUAGCACUAGGGAUAUGUGUUUCUGAGGUAAGGGAAAUCAAAUCACUAGGGAUAUGUGUUUCCCAGGUACGGGAACUGAAAUCACUACUUAUGUGUGUUUUUCAGGUGGGGGAACACAUAACACUACGGAUAUGUGUUUCUCAGGUGGGGGAACACAUAACCCUAGGGAUAUGUGUUUCCCAGGUGGGGGAACACAUAUCCCUAGGGAUAUGUGUUUCCCAGGUAGGGGAACUCAAAGCAGUAUUGAUAUGUGUUUCCCAGGUAGCUGAACACAUAACCUGGUGGGGGAACACAUAACACUAGGGAUAUGUGUUUCCCAGGUUGGGGAAUAGAGAACACUAGGGAUGUUAUUAUUCUUUGCGCCUUGAUCUAAAUAGCCAAUCCCUGGAAAACCUAUGUAAUUUAAUCCUUAAAUCUAGAUCCAAAUCUUUUCUCAUUGGUACUUGGUAUAGACCUACUACUUCAUUAACAGAAAUUUUCUCUCAUUUUGAAACUUUGAUCAGUAAACUUGAUUCUGAAAAUGCCGAAUUUUUUUUAAUGAUUUCAACUGUAACUUUGCUUUGUGUCAAACCGAUAACAAUACUGUGUUACUCUCUAAUUUAUCGGAUGUCUACGGUCUUCAUCAACUUAUUAACAUCCUAACUCGAGUGACAUAUGCUUCCUCUACUUUGAUUGAUGUGGCCUUUAGAAAAUGCUUGGACAGAGUUGUUUGUUCGGUUGUAUCUCAUGUAAGCCUAUGUCACCAUAGUCUAGUUUAUGUUUUUUGUAAGGUUUCGAUUGAUCCAUCCUCCUUUAAAGGUCAUUCUACAGUAACUUAUAGGAAAUUUAAAAAUUUUAAUUCCGCUAGGUUUGGUUUCAAUAUUUCUCAGCAAAACUGGGACAGUGUAAACAACUAUGAAGACUCUAAUGAUAUGUGGAAAGCUUGGAAAAGUCUUUUCUUUCAAUGUGUCGAUAAGGAUGCCCCGCUACGUUUCAAGCACGGGAUAUGUGUUUCCCGGGUAGGUUGCAAGCAACCAGCAAUUUUCAAGGGUUUCUGAGAAGUUGAACUUAAAGGAUUAUAAGCUUUAACGCUUAAAGUCCCAAUAGUGACCAUCAACAAUCUUUUUGUGACAAUCUCCAUAUGUUGCCAAGAGAAAUGGUCAUGAGAGUUAAUAAAAUGGUCACUAAAUAGAAAAUGCUUUUAUCUGUCUUCAAACUCUCAACUAAUUCUGUAAAGAAAUGCAUAAAGAUCAGUUUGGGUUAAAUGGGAAUGUGGAGAUGGAAUUCAAGGCUGCAGGGCCUGACUUCUGCGCCAUGCUGUCUCCUUACAAACUUAGUGAUCUGGUAUAGGGUAAGGAUUGCAGGAAUGGACUAGAAAUUAUUUAUAAGGAUUACAGUUUUUUCUGUUGCUAGAGUGCCAGCAGCUAAUAUGCUUUAGUAAACAAAAGUUCACGUAAUGAUACUAGUUACCAUGAACCUUGUUCCACUCAUGAGGACAAGUGAUAACAAAAUUAUACUUUAAUUUUCAGUCAACCUUUUUAAUUUAAAAUAUUUUUUAUUGUAGUUUUUUAUCUUUCUUACCAAUCUGUAAAUCAUUAUACCCUCUCACAAUUCUUACAUGCAGUUUAAUGAGACAGGUUGUUGCACAAUGUUAUCAACAAAGGUGGUGAUCUGGCCACUAGUUAAAAACUUGCAGCAUAAAUAGAAUUUCCAUAUCAAAAUUAUUUUAUUCUGAUGAUUGAAUUUUGAAUAAUAAUUAUAAUAAUAAUAAUUGUUUUAUUACACAGGGAUGUGGAAUCAGAUAUUCCUAGGCUCCUACAUGUCACUUUUUGUUGCCAUUCCAUUUGCCUAUUUUUUCACGGAGUCAGAAGGAUUUGCAGGAUCAAGAAAGGUAAAUUUGCUUAACAUACAACUAGUAUCUGUUACCCCUUCCUGCUUCUUCAGACGGCCCUAUCUAUCUAACAUUCCUCAAUCUACCCUCACAGUUACUAAAUUAAUGAGUACAUCAAGGGCGUGUCUCUGUAAGAACUGACCAGUGAUUUUGGAUUGAAAAAUUAAUUUCCGUUAUAUUCUGGGAUAUUAAAGCCUCUACCUAAGUAAUUCGAAAUAUAUAUUUUUAAGAAUUUUUGAAUUUUCAGCCUGUUAGCACCUGCGCCAUAGCCUUUGAAACUGCAGAAAGUGCCAACAUUGUUGGAGCUAUAGAUAACAAACAACUGCCUCAAGUAGUAGUAGUUGCAGUUUCAAAGACUAUGGUGCGGGUGCCAGCUGGCCGAAAAUUCAAAAAUUCCUAAAAAUAUAUAUUUCGCAUUUUCGGUGAAACGUAAUGCAUUUUUAUAACUACUUAGGUAGAGGCUUUAAUUUCCCGGAAAAUUAGGGAAAUUAAUUUUUCUUAAAAAGUAGAGUGUACACCAACGGUAUGAUGUACUACCAUUACCUUCGCUAAUAGUGAUAUCAACGAUAUUAAUGUGCGGCUUAAUUAUGAUCUGAAUAAGGUCUUUUUAGUAGGUUUUAGCUUUUUAUAUUUUGGGUUUUAUUACUAAAUUUUUAUAUAUUUAUUGAGUUGUUUUUAAAAUUGAAUAAUAUUAUAACAUAGCUGUAAUUAUUACAGAUUUUAUUUAUACACCUUCGUAUUUUGAAUUUUCUAGCUCUUCGAUGUAACGUGUCAAAAUAUAUGAUUGAUUGAUUGAUGAACUUAACAUCAUAUAAUUAAAGAAAUACAGCAAAAUGAACUCGCAGUGCCACUUAUCCAUACUGAAACCUUCAAAAAGAGUUUCAGUUAUUCUUGGAGUGGUAUUGUGGAACGGUUUACUGGUCGGGAUCUUUUAAGGCAAGCCUCAUCACUGACAAGUUUCAAAUCAAGUUCUCGUUGCCACAAUUUCCCAAAGUAAAGAAGGUUUUCUUACGUGGUGCCCUUUGAAAUCAGGAAGUUUUCUUUUUUCCCGUUUGUGUUCAUUUUAACUAGAUUAAUUUGUAUAUUCUAUUGUACUGUGCAUAGUAUCAUUAGUUGCUUUUUUCUUUCUUUCUUGCUAUUUCUUUUUGAUUGCCUGAAGGACUUUACCAUGUCUAAGUAAAGUUCUCUUAUCUCAGUUAUUCAAAAAAUAUGGAAAUACCCCCACCAAUGACCACUCCCCCAACCCCCUCCCCCCCGAAGAAACAAAGGAACAAAAAAAUAGAGUUCUUCACGGGGCUUUAUUGUUUAGUUGAAUUGUUUCUUUUGUUGUUCCGUGCCUUAGUACCUACAUGAAGGAACCAAUAUUUCUUUGUCUUGCAGGGAAUUAUGGCACGAGUGUACGAGACAUUUGUGGUGCUAAUAUUGUUAGCAGUCCUAGUAACAAGCAUUGUAUGGGUAGGCUUAGCUCUGGUUGACAGGGGACGCACAUCUGAUGAAGGCAAGCAAUGCAAUCUUAUGUUUGACUUAAGAUGCAUUAGAUUAGAUUAGUGGAAACCAGGGAGAAUUUGACAACCAAUAGAGUCAAUUUACUUUUCAACAAUACUGUCGGUAACACUUAAAACAUUGCUAAGACACUUCACGUAGUGUUUUGUUGCUAAAAUGAAUUUAUGGAAAAAGCUUGUAUUUUGUGAUUUAAACAAACUUGACAAAAUUGAAUUGGAGUGAACACGCAUGCCUAUUAAAGAUAGAGGAUUUGAGGAAAUAUCACAAAUUGUCUUAAAAAUAGAAUUUGUCAUUGUUAGAAACAAGCUUAGUCUUUAUGCUAGUCAGUGGUUUCUAAGGACCUGUUUACAUGGAGGUGGGAACCCCAAUUUGGUCAGGUAACCCGCCUGUCCAUAUGAUCUCUUAUUAUAAUUUGAACAAGUUUACCUGAUAUGCGGGGUGACCCGCCACAUGUUACCUCACAUAUCUGAGGUCCGCCACUACCAUGUAAACAGGCCCUAGAGUACAUGUUAGAUUUAAACUUUUAACAUUCAAUCAGUGUGGGCACAAAGACACACACCGGCCACUUAAUGGAAGUUGUCCUCCAAUAGAGGUUCAUUAUAAAUUAGCAUAAUUUUCCACUGGCUAAGUGUAAAAAAUAAGUUGAAAAUGUUUUUCUCACACACCACUGAGAGAAUUACUGAUCGACAAUCGAUUGUCACCUUCUGUCUUGGGCUGUCUUUUUCUUCCCCAUAAUUAAUCUUUUCAAUGAAGGGAAAAUAAGGGGAAAUCAGUGCAUCAAGUGCUUGAUGGCCCUUUAAUAGUGUUAACACAGCCAACAAUGACAACACUAGUGACAACACUGGCAACAGUGACAACAGUAAAAACAGUUACAUCGCCAAUGACAGUAAGAACAGGAAAGUUAGAACAGUGUCAACAGUGACAGCAGCGACAAGAAGGACAACAGUGACAACAGCCACAUCAUUGACAAGAGCGACAACAGUGACAACAGCGACAACACCGACAGUACCGACAACAGCGACUUUAGCGACAACAUUGACAACAACGACAAUAGCGACAAUUGUGACAAUGGCGACAAAAGUGAUGACAGGGACAACAGAGCUGUCUUUUUCUUCCCCAUAAUUAAUCUUUUCAAUGAAGCGAAACUAAGGGGAAAUCAGUGCAUCAAGUAGUCAUCAGCAGUAACAACAGGGACAACACUAACAACACUGACAAGAGUGGCAAUAGUGUCAAAAGGGAUAAUAGGGACCAAAGAGACAACAGUGGCAACACUCACAAAAAAAGACAAUAGUGUCAAAACGGACAAUAGUGACAAAGGAGCCAUAAGUAAAAAAGAACGCAAAUGAGAAACCCUGUGAAAAACGUGAAAAUGGUGACAACAGGGACAACAGCGACAAACGUGACAGCAGCGACAACAGUGACAACAUAGAAACAACAGUGACAGCAACGACAACAGUGACAACAGUGAUAAAAGCAACAACUGUGACAAAAGCAACAACAGCGACAACAACAACAACAACAGUAACAACAACGAUAAUAGUAACAGCGGUGACAACAGCGACAACAGCGACGACAUCGACAACAGCGACAACAGUGAUGACAGUGGCAACAGUGACAACAGCCACAAAAGUGAAAAAAGUGAUGACAAUGACAACAGUGACAACAGUGAUAAUAGCGACAACAGCGACAACAGUGCAAAUAGUUGCUACAGUGACAAUGGUGACAAUGGCGACAACAGUGAUAAGAGUGACAACAGUGAUAACAGCAAGAACACUGACAAAAGUGACAACAGCGACAACAGUGAUGACAACAACAACAGCAACAAGGGUGCAAAUAGGGACAAAAGUGACAACAGUGAAAAAAGUGACGACGGUAACAACUGCAACAACAGCGACAACCGUGACAACAGCGACAAUAGCAAUGACAACGACAACAGCAACAACGGUGCAGGUAGUGACAAAAGUGACAACAGUGAAAAGAGUGAUGACAGUGACAACAAUGACAAAGGUGACAAUCGUGACAACAGAAAGAACAGUGAAGACGGCGACAACAGCGACAACAGUGACAACCGCGACAACAACGACAACAGCGAUGACAGUGAUGAAAGCGACAACAGUGACAAUGGCGACAAAAGUCGUGAGAGCAACAACAGUGACAACAGUGACAACAUUGACAAUAGCGACAAGAGUGACAACGGGGACAACAGCGACAACGAUGACAACAGUGAGAAAAGUUAGGACAUUGUCAGCAAUGACAACAGUGACAACAGCGACAACAAUAAUGACAGCGACAACAGUGACAAAAGUUAGAACAGUUUCAACAGUGACAGCAGCGACAAGAAGGACAACAGUGACAACAGGCACAUCAUUGACAAGAGCGACAACAGUGACAAUACCGACAACAGCGACUUUAGUGACAACAUUGACAACAAUGACAAUAGCGAUCACUGUGACAAUGGGGACAAAAGUGAUGACAGUGACAACAGCGACAACAGUGGCAACAAAGGCAAAAGCGACAACGGUGAUAACAGCGACAACAGUGAAAAGAGCGAGAACAGUGAGAAAAGUUAGAACAGUAUCAACAACGACAACAGUGACAGUAUCAACAACGACAACAGUGAUGGCAGUGGCAAAAGUGAUAACAGUGUCAACGGCAACAGAAGUGAGAAGAGUGACAACAGCAAGAAAAGUGACGACAGUCAUGAGUGACAACAGUGACAACAGCAAGAACACUGACAAAAGUGACAACAGCGAUAACAGUGACGACACCGACACUAACGACAACAGUGAUAACAGUAACAACAGUGACAACAGCAACAAGAACCACAACAGCAACAACAGGGACAAUAGGGCAGCAGCAGCAACAGUGACAAGAGUGACAACAGCGACAAUAUUGACUACAAUGAAAACAGUGAAAACAGGGUGCUCAGUGAGAAGAGGCAAAAGGUGGCGACAGCUGACAGUCUUCUACAAUUAUUUCAGGACUUUGAUUACUUGCUGUUUGAUAUAUAUAGGGUGGAUGCUAAAUCGUGGCUCGACAGUAAUAUUUGUGUGUAAUCUCUUACAGAGGUUUGGAUUCCUGGUCUGCCCUUUAUUUAUUCAUGCAUAUCCCUUCUUGGAGGCCUUAUGCUUUUGUGUAAGUAUCAUUAUUUGAUGUGUGAGUAUGAUUGUGAAUGAUACCAUUACUAAGUGUAAUUAAAUUAAUUUUGACGAGUGAAAUUAGAGGGAAUAAUUUCAGAUGCGUUUUGUCCAAAUCCAAAUUAUGCGGUGAGGGAAGUUUUUAGGAUUUGGACAAAAUGCGAGUGAAAUACAUGUAUUAUUUUUCCCUAAUUUCAUGAGUAUACCAUUUGAUUGCCCAAUAAUAUAAUGGGUGAUGAAUUACGUUGACAAUCGUGGAUUUUUGACCUGUUUAUCAUGGGUUUAUCGUAUUUGGCGAUCAAUAACUCCACUCUGUUAUUACAUAAGUUUAGAACUUAAAGAUAUCUUUAUUUCAGAAUUUUCAAAACUUUUCGAUAAAAUACCUGUUAGAAUAUGUCUUGAUGUGCUCUUUAAAACCUCGUCGCCAUCUUGGCACUGAGACGUAUGGAAGGUUGCCGUGGCAAUUUUGUGAUUUCACAUUUGAAAUUAUAAAUUAAUCCUAAAAAUGUUCUGCUAAAAUUACUGAGUAAUUCGUCAUGUAUGGUAUAAUAAUAAGAAGAAUAAGAAUAAUAUUUUGCUAACAAAGGAUUGAAUAUUUGGUGCUGUUUAUUUUUUUCACAGAAUUCUGGAGAGAGUGACAUUUUCUCGAUUCCUUAGCAUGAUGAUAUUUUAGACCAACAAAUAUUGAGUUCGAUUAAAAUAAUUGCCAUUGUCAUUUAAGAAAACAAAAAAAGUGAUACUCUGCUAGAUAUUUUAAACAGCGUCAACGGGCUAACUUGAUUGCCUUGAUUGGAAUGUUCAAUAAUUUUAUUCAGACACCUUAUGCACAUCAUAGACUGUUCAACGUCCCUUUAAGUUUUCUAGCUCGGAUUGUCCACAGCAAUCACCGAGUAUGCAUGAGGCAGCGUGGCCGAGUGGUUAGUGCUCUGACUGUUAGCUGGACUUCGUCAGGGUAGUCCCGAUUUCAAAUCCUCGGCCACGCUUGUAAUUAGCCAGGUGGUUUGCCUCCGGCCAGUGGGGAUUCUUAACCCUGUUGAAUUUCAUUUGAAUUAUUUAUUUCAGGCAUUUUCUCGGCUCCACUAGCAUCAGUGCUAUAAAUACUGCCGAGGAUAAAUAACGGAAUUAUUAUUAUCUUUUAUUUUAUUUUUUUUUUAUGUCAAGGUCACUGUGUUGUUUUUGUAGUAGCAUUAUUGUGUCGAUUUAAAUCCUAUUUCCCUCGUGGCUCGACCAAUAAGAAGCACUACCCUUUAUAUGGUAGUGACAGGUCAUCAGUUGGCAUUGGUCACAAAAUGUCUUCUGUUUUGCAAGCUAAGUAAUUUAUAGUGCUACCCAGAGCUUUAAACCGCUCUCUUUUUUUCUAAUUUUAGUAUGCACUCCUGUUGGCUUUGCACGGAUGUUUACGGUAUUGGGCCAAUAUGUUGUCAAACCACAGGUAAUUAAGUAGGCAUUGUACGUUAAAAAUAAUUAUUAUAUUUUAGAACAGUAAAUAGUCUUACUUUGUGGUUGACAGGUUUUGAUAAAGAGUGGUUUUGAAAUGUCAGAAGCACCUGGAACAGCCAACAAACAGCUGUCACAUGAAAGCAGCUGUUAUUAGAACAGUGAUCCUUGAGAUGUUUUUUCAAAUAAUUUAAAAUUAGAAUGAACUCAGCAAUACCAUAUUAAACUCAUCGCUAAUGAUGAGCUUGGGAGCAGGUGCCUUAAAGGUUAGUAGGGGGCCAAAUGCAAUAAGCAGAGAGGAGGUAUCCAUGGCAACCCUGGAAGCGGGAACCACCCCCAAGAGCAGCAACUAACCGGCACCGUCACACUGAAUAAAUUCAGUGGAGAUACUUACCUAAGAGAAUACUUACCUCAGAAAAUAUUUACCAAACCACCAGGCAGGGAGGGAGGAGAGGGAGCAAGAAUCCGCAAUGAUUCGCAAGUAGGCAAAAAUUGAUCCGCUACGAUCAGUAAGCAAUGCUACAGUACAAAGCAACACUAGCAAAAGGGUACACAAGGAGCCCUGCAAUUCCCCACGGGCCGCCCCGUAGGUCACAUACUGAAGUGGGAGAAGACCGCUAGCCAGCUCGCUCGAGUUUAACUUUGCCUAAAUGAUAUUUAGCCACAUUAAAAACUUCAUUGUUUAGCAUUCAUUUGAAUGGUCGCACUUGACUAUUUCAUCCAUAUAUCAUUAGGCUACAAGGGGUAACAAUGGGUUAUAGGGGAUUAAAGGAGUUGAAAAGAGGUUAGAAAGGGUUACUAGAGAUAACAAGGGAUUACUUAGGGAACCAAGUGGUUACAGGGAAUUAAAGGGAGUCACAACGGAUUACAGGGGGUUUCGAAUGUAGAAUGUAAUUUCGGGCUAUAAAUAGGGAGAAACGCUUAAUUUUCCAUGUAAGGAGUCGCCGAAGAAGUACCUGCGUCACAUUUGCGUCAUAUGUUUGUCAAAUGCGACGAAUGUGACGCACAUUAACCGCCGCUGUUCGUUUAGCGGAUUCAUGGACGGGACUAGACUGCAAAUGAGUCGUUUUUUUUCUCAAAAUUGGUUUAGCGUAGCAUAAGAAUAGCUCGAGAGUCUCACGAGCACAAAGCGCGGGAGCUGUUUUCAGCCUCGCUCCAGACCUUUUGUUUGACAGUUCGCGCGUACUUGAUUAUGCGGGGCCACUCUCCCCAUGCAUAAGCCCCCAUACUGGCGUCAUUAAGCUGGAAUAUGGGUAAAAGCAAGCCUCCUACGGAGACACCAAACAUGCUUCGAAGUUUAGCAGACACAUGGCAGUUCACAAGUGAACUGAUCUCUCUUGCCGGUCUGUGGACGGAUUCCAGGACCUACCACACAACUUGAACGACUUUUGACUUGGUAACAAAACAUUCGAUACACUAUUUUGCGGGCAGCGCUGUGUGGCCCAACACUUCAAAAUAUAGAAAAUAGGAAUAGGAAACGUUCCACGCUCACGGUAUAAGUGAAUUACCCAGAAUUCCUUUCGAGCACUAACGAGCCAAGUUAAGAUACUCUAUACCGGCUUUAAAAGCAUGUCGAGCGAAAACACCGAGGGAAAAACGUAAAACUAGAUACCAAAGUAUGGCGUUGAGGCUUGCUGCAAAUGUAGUCCUUCGAUUGUUUAAAUCAAUUUUUUGCCUAAAACUCGACGACGAACAGGUGUAAUUUUUGAAUUUUUUGUAAUUAAUGAAUUUUGGCUAAAAAAACUGGCGUUUUGGACUUUGCUGCCAAACGAACCACGAUAUCAAGUGGAAAUUAAGAGUUGAAGUUGGUUUGUUUUCUUUCAUAAUUGUAAAUCUGCCAUUUCGUGCUAUGAAUAAAUUACCAAAAGAUUGCUACGAAAGUAAAACAAGAGGCAAAUAGCUAGCGCAUGUAUAGUAUUUUUUUAAGCAAAUAUACUUUGUGACGCUUAAAAGGUUAACCCCCUUUAACCACUUGUAACCCCUUGUAACCUCUUGUAACCCUCUGUAACCCACUGUAACCAAAAAUUCCUUUUGAGUACUAACGAACCAUGUAACCCCCUGUACUCCCCUGUAUCCCCAUGUAAUAGAUCGUGAUAAUCAUCUUUUCUCAAAUCAAAAGUAGAUCGAAAAAAGUGUUUCCUGACGUUCUACAUAAAAAAGAAGCCUUUCAAUAGUAUUAGAACAUCUGUUUAUAAAAAGCAAACGUCAAAUUUGAAUUUUUCCAAACGAGUUAGUCCAUCGUUUUAGUUUCUUCAACUUUGAUUUUUAUGCAAAAGAGACCAAGAAAAAGUAUCUGGGGACGUUCUAGUUAGAAAACAAGUUUUCUGUAAUCUUUGUAACCUGCUCUAACCGCUUGUAACGCCCUGUCACCCCUUCAAACCCCUUGUAACCUCCCGUCACCCCUUGUAACCCCAUGUAUGCCCAUGUAAUAAAUCGUAAAAAUGAAUCGUGAAAAACUGAUGUUCGACGUUUUAUAUAAAAAACAAGCCUUUCUGGACCAUGAAAACAUCGCUUUCAAAAUCCACCAGAAUUUGCAUUUUUCCAAAGGUCCAUGGUUUGGGUCGAAAAUUUGAAAUUUUGUUAACGUUUCCUUUUAAGCAAAAUACACCAAGAAAAAGUAUUUGGUCACGUUCUCCUUAGAAAACAAGUCUUUUCAGACGAUAGAAACAUGGAUUUAAAAAAACGUAUAAUUGCCAUAUUUGCAAAGGGGAUAGUCCAUGAUUUUGGUCAAAAAGUUGAAGUUUUUCAUCUUUUGUGUUUAUCAACACUAAUCGAAAAAAAGUGUUUCCUGACGUUCUAGAUAGAAAUGAAGCCUUUAAAAACUAUAGGAACAUCUGUUGAUAAAAAAACGCAAAAUUUGAAUUUUUCCAAAGGGGUUAGUCCAUCGUUUUCAUCGAAAAGUUGAGAUUUCUUAAACUUUUAUGUUUAUGCAAAAUAGACCAAGAAAAAGUAUCUGGGGACAUUCUAGUAAGGAAACAAUUUUUCUGUAAUCCUUUGUAACCUGCUGUAACCCCUUGUAACCUCCUGUAAUCCAUUGUAACCCCCUGUUACCCCUUUUAAUCCCCCGUCACCUCUUGUAACCCCCUGUAUCUCCAUGUAAUAAAUCGUGACAAUGAAUCUUGAAAAAACGAUUUUCAACGUGUUAUAUAAAAUUAAAUAAAAGCCUUUCUGGACCAUGAAAACAUCACUUUGAAAAACCCACAGAAUUCGCAUUUUUCCAGAGGGGAUAGUCCAUGAUUUUGGUCAAAAAUUUGAAAUUUUGUUAACGUUUCGUUUUAUGCAAAAUACACCGCGAAAAACUAUUUGGUGACGUUCUCGUUAAAAAACAAGCCUGUUAAGACGAUUGAAACACGGAUUUAAAGAAAGGCAAAAUUGGAAUCUUUGCAAAGGGGUUAGUCCAUGAUUUUGGUCAAAAAGUUUAAGUUUUUUCAUUAUUUGUGUUUAUCAAAAAGAGAUCGAGAAAAAGUGUUUGCUGACGUUCUAGAUAGACAACAAACCUUUAAAAACUAUAAGAACGUCUGUUUAUAAAAAAAACGCAAAAUAAUUUUUUCAAAGGGGUUAGUUCAUCGUUUUCGCCCAAAAUUUGAGAUUUCUUCCACGUUGAUUUUUAUGCAAAGUAGACCAAGAAAAAGUAUCUCUGCACGUUCUAGUUAGAAAACUCUAAUCUUUUUGUAACCCCCUGUAAUCCCCCUUAACCCCCUUCUAACCUGCUGUACCCCACCCCCUGUCACCCCUUUUAACCCCUGUAUCCCCAAGUAAUAGAUCGCUAAAAUAAAUCGUGAAAAACGAUUUUCGACCUUUAAUAAAGAAAACAGUCUUUCUGGACUAUGAAAGCAUCGGUUUUAAAAACCCAUAGAAUUCGCCAAGAGGAUGUUUCUGGGGAUGUUCUAGUUAGAAAACAAGUUUUCUGUAAUCCUUUUUAACCCCCUGUAACUCAUUAACCGCUUGUAAUCCCCUGUCACAUCAGAAGUGCAAAAACCACAGAAAUUUUAUAAACAGGUUGACUUGUACUUAAAUAUUCUGGUCGAAGUGUACUUUCUUCUUAGUAGUGGAAAGACGAGAACUUUCCAUUCUUUAGGAAACAUGCCUGUGGUGAUAGUACGAUUGAAAAUACAACAAACAAAACAAGCUGUAAAGUCAGCCCACUAACGAAGAAGUUGCGCAGUAGUGAGCAUGCUUGCAGAAAGAGCAUCACCUAAACGUUCCCCCAGUAUUAGUAAUUUUAUAUAACUAUGCGCUUGUUACACUUACUGGAACUUAAGACCUGUUCAUUUUAAUCCUUAUUGUAAAUCAUAUUUCUCUCUUUUGAGGAUGGGAAUCCAUCUUGCACAUGUAGUACAACACACGACAUCUAAUUUUCAAAGAAAAGACUGUAGUGGUAAACGUGCUAAGUGUAUCAUUUUGUAGACUCCGAGCAGUCUCUAAAGUUUCUUUUGAGUCACGGUAGUUUCUUCUUACCAUUAAUAUGCAUAAUACUACUUUUUGCGGCCGGCGCACGUGUCUCUAGGGACCUUACAAUCUGACAACGGCGACGUCCAUGAAAACGUCCCUGAAAAACAGACUCCGCAUGCUUUCAAACCAUUUUGCGAUUUUUCAAAGGGAAUUUAUGUUGGAGCUGAAGAGAGGAGGCCACGCCCGAAUUCAGACAGAGAUCGUAGAAUAUAUCGCCUUGUCGUCCCGUCCUCAAAAAAGUCUUAAAAUUUGGUCACUUCACGUCGUAAUCGUGCAGGGACGGCAAAAACAAUGUACAAAAAAGCGUGAUGCAUAUGCAGAGUUGUUGUUUUGCUAACUAAACUUAUUGCCUUUUGACGCUGCCGUCGCCGUCAUUUUUUUGUAAGGUCCCUUCUGAGUAAAGAAGGGUGACGAGUCUUAUUAUUGUGGUGUUUCUUUCAGUUUCUUCGUGACCUCGAUGAUGAAAUAACUGCGAUUAAACUGGAAGAAGAGAGCCUAGAAAGGAAGAUGAAUGGUAAGAAAGAACUACAAUCCUGUACAAAAGUCCGUGGGACAGUACUUCAAUAUUUAUAUUUUUCUGUCAUUUCUCGGUUCCUUCUUAAAACAGUGCAUCCUUUUCGACAUCUUCUUGCAGUUCUCCCUCCCCGCACCCUAUCCAAAGUUGAAACUUGGAAAAAAAUUCUGGGUACACGCGUCCAACAUUUUUUGUGGGGUGAGGGGAGGGGUGGGACCUGCGUGCAUUGGAAAACGCCCCAGAAACGCAAGUGUCCUAAGACUUUUGUCCAUGAUUGUAGUAUCUUGAAGUAUUAAUUCACAUUAUGUGACCUGUAUGGGAAGAAAAUAUUUGGCAGGCACGAACGUUGGGCCAAUUUUCAUCUUGGCUUUAAGGUAACAUGGUAGUCUCUUGGUGUCGUGGACGGGUUCCAUCGCCAAAUGACGUAAUACAAAAAUUCAAGACUGUAAACAAUACCCACACCACAACACACAAGUGAGGUAACGAUGGUCAGAGGAUACCCUGUUUUGGCAGGAUUCAGUUGACCAUAAAAUGGAUGUCUAAUAUCAAGAAUAACACGGGUUACAGGGUCCCAUACUUUGUACAAAGUGUAACAUUUCACAUUGGUUUCCCCGUGGUGUGGACGGACAGGCAGACAGAGGUAGUUUCUUGGUGUUGCGGACGGGUACAAUCACCAAAUCACUUAAUACAGAAGAUUGAAGACACUGAAGAAUACCGACACCACAUAACAUAAAAGUGAAUCAACGACGGUUUCCUUAAAACCAAGGAACACCUGGUAAAAUGGUAGCCUAGAUAAUGAAAAUGAUAGCCUUGGUAGCGUGCUGACAUCUUAUAGCAUGUAAACUGUCUUUACCUAGCUUUUCAUAUUGUCUAAUGAAUUGGAGAACCUUACAGGUCGUGUUAAGUAACCAACGCUGCUGUGAUUUUUUCCAGGUUAUCACAAUGGUGUCACAAUCCAUAACGGUAUUGAUCAUAAACCAAGUAAACUAAGAGAACUGGAAGUUGAGAGGCUGGAUCUGGGUUGGUAUCGCUUUGCUUGAAAGGCUGUUAUUUCUUUGUAUACUAGAGUCUUAUUUUUUAAUUCCAUUAAACGUAACGUGCCGUGCACUUGUUUUUUUUUUGGCAGGUAAGCACUUUUCUCAAACGUUUUUGCUUUUAAUUUCAGAAAGAAGUAUCAGAGCAUCAUCCCUACAAAGAAACUGUGUCUAUCCAAUCCUUCUUCUUGCUCUUUUGCUGCUAACGGUAGUUACCGGAAUAUUUUUUUUUUUCAGUUGAGAAGUUUAAGCUUCACGUUUAUGUCAAACAGCAAACACGAUUUUGUACCACGUGACCAAGUUUCCCAUUUACUUGUCGUUUACUGUUCAUUAUUUCUACACACAAAUUAGUAGUUUCACUCAAUUUUGUAUCCAUGAGAAGUGCUUUUAUCUGCUCAUUUUCUAUUUUGAGAAAUUCUCAACUUGACUCUGACGUUUGACGUAUACGUGAAGUUUAGUCUCUCUGGUAACACAACCCUGACAGCCUUUCAUCCAACACUAGACUGACCGCACUGUGACUGGAAGUCUCAGGCAUCCCGAGUAAUUCCAGUCAUCCUAGUCAUCCCAGUCGUCUUAUAUCCCAGUCACUCUAGUAAUCCUAGUCGGCCAAAUCGUCCCUAUCAUCUGGUGCUGUCAAUUUACAAAUGAACCAACUUGUAGGGUUAGUGGCAAACGAUUGCUCUUCCCCCUUUCCUUUCUUUCAUUUUUUUGCUCUUGCUUCAACUUUCGCUCGAUGCCUCGAUGGGAAAUGCUUGCAACGUAGGCUACACUCAUCCCUAGUCUUCCCAGAGUAAUUAUCCCUGUCAUUUCAGUUAUUCUAGUCAUUCCGGCAGUCGUCCCAGUGACUUACCGCAUUUCGGUCACAACAGCCAUCCCAGUCAUUCUUGACAUCCUAAUUGUCUUAGUCAUCCCAGUGACCCAAUCACCCAUUUGAUCCAUCACAGUUUUCCAGUUUUCCCAGUAACCCGAGUCAUCCUAAUUAUUUCAAUUAUUCUGGUUCGAAUCUGAGCAGCCUUUUCUAGGGUAGGAGUGUUGCUGGGUAGGAGACAAGCACAUUGUGAUUUGACUUUGUUUUUGUAUAUCUCCAGACCAGCUGCAUGGCUAUGGUAGCGUUAAAUGUUCUUAGUUUGUUGUUUGUUCAUGGAGCCCUUCCAAAGAAAUCUACGGUAUGUGUAGCUUUGUAUUCACUUGUCUUCUUAUAAGACUCUGUACAAUUUGUCAAGUUUAGGUCGUCUUCGAUGAUUAUUGUUUAUAUGUUGGAUCGGCCUUUUUGCAGGUGAUGGUGCUGGGAAAGGUGUCCUCUUCAAUGAUGGGAACGUUUGGUGCUCUUUUGGAAAUAAUCCUAAUAUUGUAUCUUUUUUUCCGAGUAAUCCUUGCGUGAUAUACCUAAGUGCGAGUUGAUGGGGACCAUUCCGGUCACCAAUACCUUUAUUGACCAUUUCUAGGUUGCUCUUUGGACUGGGUCUGUGUUGUGUCAAAUUGCAUUAUGGUACUGUUUUUGGUGAUGACUAUAGUGGAGUGAUGACGUCACAACAAUUAAAUGUGCGGAAUUUAGGGAUAGGUUUGCAUAUUCAGGAAGAACAUUGUGAAAAAUGUCCACCUGCUAAAAGUGAACCCGUUAGUGCAAAUUAGUGGGGCAUCAAAGACAAGCUCCGUUAUGAUAUAAGCCAGUUUUAGCAGGGAUUUGUAUGGUGUCAUCUAGGCAUAACUGUUCUUAUAUCUCUAUGAUUUUUGGCAAGGUUUUUUUUUAUCAUCUUGUACUUUCUGACCAUGCCAACCAAUCCCACAAGUAGCCCAAGUUAGAGUAGGCACUUCUCUUCUGUAUUGAACCAAGUUUUCGCACAACAUUCUAUUAGUUAAUGAAACAAGUGGUAGCGUCCCGAAACAGUACAGUUUACACAAUACUGACCCAUUGCACGAUUUCAAUUAUGCGAAUAGAAGUUACUGUUUUGUUUAAUUCUCAAUCUCUGUGACAAGCAGAAGUGCUUUCUCUACCUUGGGCGAGUCGUCCUGCCCGAAAAUUGACUUGCAAGCAUUAUUAGGUAAAUUAUCUUGCCAUUUUUUUGUAUUCUUAACACGCAACUCGACAGAGAACCAACGUUGUCAUGUUGGAGUACAUGCUCCAGUCUGUAAUUUUCUUUAUAUCAUCUUUCUACGAGUUGUAUAUCGUUACUCUCCGUACAAGCAUUGUUUUUGUUAUUCAGUUACAUAAGGACCUAAACAAAAGCAUCUUAUUUCUCAAAUUACAAGUGCUUCUGGUUACACAUUAAUUUCAAUGGUGGCGUCGGUCGGAGUAUCGCUAUUUUGAGAAAACCCUAUAGAAAAGCAUUCCUUAACAUUUUUUGAGCUACUUGAUGAUAGCGUCCUUGGUAGGUCUGUACAGCGUUCCAUACUUUAAGCGUAUGCGACCUGUGGUUCGCGAAACUACCACUACAAAGGUGAGUUAAGUUACCAAUAAGUUGCUCUUUAUCGGUUUACAUGGCACGUCGCAAAGCUUCAUUUUGACAUCUGCGUAGUUAUUCACGAUACAAAUAUACGACAUGAUAAAGAUUCGCCACUAGAAAAGUUUCAUGGAGCCGAGGUUCUCGUAGCUUGGAUACCGGGUGCAUUUAGCGGAGCGUGAAGCGGAAGAGGUGUCUCCCGUUUCACGCUUGGCUUAAUAACCAAGUUUCAUUACUAGGGUGGGAUAUUUAGCAGUUACUGAAUGAGGCUGUAGAGGACGUGACGAAUUUUGCCGAUCGAGGAGGAUGUUGUUGGCCGAGAGGGAUAACAGCCUCGCGAUAUCUGCAUAAUUGCAAAUCAUACGAAAACGGAAUAGGCCAUAUCCGAGUUCCCCCGGGCAUCUGUUUCAAAACGAGGGUAGGUGCUCGUUUUCACAAGAAAGUUUGUGCACCUAGCCUCAUUUUGAAAGUGAGGGUUUUUGGAACUCGGAAGUGGCCUAUUCAAUAGUUGUUUUAUUAUUCAUUAAAAGUUCCUGAAGAAGCUUACUUUGUAGGUUUUCUGUUUAACUUCAUCUUAUUUCUCGGCUCGGUUUUUUUUAUUUAAGACUAUAAUUAUUUUUUCACUAAAACUGUCUCCUGUUGUGUGUUGCAAAGGAUGACCCUGCGAUGGAAUUCCGUCCAGGUGGAGUACCAAUACUCCUAGACAUGCUUCGUGCUGCGGAAACCGGUAUAAGCUCCGGCCGUGUGGGCCUUUGGCUCGUGUGCGCCUUUACCUUUUACCGCUUUUUUUUUUUCAAUUAGGUUAUCGCCAAUUGCAUCGUUCUCCUAAUACUCAGUUCAGCUUUACCCGUUCUGUCUAGGACUCUCGGUAAGUCAUUGGUACACGUGAACAGACUUAUUAAUCCAUGCUCUUGUCUCCAGUCUCUGUUGGGAAGGGUUAAUCCACCGAAGCCUUACCUUCCGACUGACACGAUAUAUGGAAAAUUAAACGUCGACUUAGUGUCUGUCCCACAGCUUUUCUGGUUUGUUCGUCCUACUAAAACAGUGACCUCUCGUCCGACCUUUGUCCCCUCUUGAAUGAGAAAUAAUUGAUUGCAGUCCUGCCCACCUCCAUUUUAUCACAAAAAUUUUUUCUGGCACCUAUUCAUCUACCGUAAUUCAGUAGACACGUGGAGGGCGAAGAACACGUCAAGAAACCACAGUUAAGCUGAUAGAGAGGCUGAGAGGGUCCUUGCUCUUCGCGAUUGUACGGAAAAGGUACAGUAGUGUAUGCUAUUGGAGGUCAGAUUGUUUAUUUCGUGAUGCACGUAUGUUAUAUUUCAGGAAUUACCAAGUUUGACUUGUUGGGCGAGUUCGGUCGGCUUGACUGGCUUGGCAACUUUCGCGUGGUUAUCCUGUAUAACUUAGUGUUUGAAGUUUCAACUGCUUUCUGUUUGGUAAACAAGUUCACUGCUUCUGUCAGAAACGCUUUAUAUGAGCAGGUACACGUUCCAACGGUGCAGUUCUUUAGGCGGCUCAGACCCAAGGCGAAGGCUUCUGUAUGAGUGUUCGGUUACCUAAAGGACGGUAAAAGAAACAAGGAUCUUUUGAGGUUUAAAGGUGACUUCCGGUCAAUUACAUGCAACUUUAGAGGUUGAACUGUUUGGGUAACCCAAGUGUGGCCUCACUUAUCAAGUUGACUACUCGAAACUAAACAUUGUGCUGUGGUUGUUUCGAUUAACUGGAUACCUCGUCUUAAGUCAGU